Messenger RNA from Boleophthalmus pectinirostris (great blue-spotted mudskipper), 4567 nucleotides. RefSeq lists its product as uncharacterized. Gene Ontology annotation, biological process: monoatomic cation transmembrane transport; retina homeostasis. Gene Ontology annotation, cellular component: plasma membrane; intracellular cyclic nucleotide activated cation channel complex; photoreceptor outer segment. Gene Ontology annotation, molecular function: intracellularly cAMP-activated cation channel activity; protein-containing complex binding; cGMP binding. NCBI's taxonomy places the organism in Eukaryota, Metazoa, Chordata, Actinopteri, Gobiiformes, Gobiidae. The record is from RefSeq and is a predicted model, not a curated record. The transcript has 39 exons.
AUGUUCAACUGGGUGGUGAAAGUGGUCCCUCAGCUCCCAGAAGCCCCUCUUGUAGAAGAACCUGUCAAGGCUCCUGUGAAGAUUCCACCCAAACCCAAAGAAGUUCCCCCAGUAAAGAGUCCACCUUUGAAGAAUACUGAUGAAGUUUCCUUAGACAGCCAAAAUCAGAGUGGAGUUUUGGGCUGGUUGUCCAAUGGCUUUGUCAACUCACUGCCACAGCCUGCUGGAUCCCCCCGACUCAGCAGGGCAGAUGGUGAAAAGGGAUCAGGAGUUUUUGGGUGGGUGUCCCAGGGCCUGAACAAUAUGCUCCCUCAGCCUGAUGAGAAAUACAGAGAGAGUCCCGAAGUCUUCACAGAGGAACAGACUGAGAUUUAUGAUGUGCAAGCAAUGCCAGAUUUUGAUCCCCUAUCUCACAUCCCUGUGGUGGAGAUGGUAUCAGAUGAUGAAGAAGUUCAUGAUCGGUCAGGUCCAUUCCCACCAAAGGUUGGCCAUUGGUUAAAACAAAUUUUGCCUCAGCCAGUUCCACCUGGUACAGUGGUUUCUGAAACUUCAAACUCUCCCUCCUCACUGGACAAAACCUUGUCUCCUCCUCCUGAGUCUCUAAGUGGCAUCUCACUGGAUACUGAUAGCAAAGUGGGAAGUGUGGUUGGCUGGUUUGUGUCAGGCUUUGGUCUGAAGAUGCCUCAGCCUGCUUUGACAUCUAAAGACGGUGUAGAUGGGCCAGCAGAGGUUCUACAGAAAGCAUCCUCCAGACUCCAGCCUGACAUGGUGCUGGAGGAUGUGGAGUCAGACACUGAAUGUCAGCACAAGCAUGAGGGAAGCUCCAACACUGCAGCUAUUCCAGCCACAUCCCUGACCCCCCCUUCACCUGCCACUCAACACCACACCCCAACAGCAGAAGUACCUCCAAGUCCCACUAAAGCCUCCCAGGAAGACGCUGAGACCCAGACAGGCCGCUGGACACCUUUUAUCGAAAGUAUCAAGAGGGAGGCUGAGGAUGUGGCUCUGGCUACAAUGGAGGAACGGCUGCUGCAGGAGCGUCUGGACAUGGCUCGUAUAGCUGAAGAAGUGGCCAGGCAGACAGCUGAGAUGGCCAUUAGGCAGAUGGCCUCAGAAGGACAGUCUAUUAAAUUUUCAAUAAGCAGCCAAGAGCUUCUGGAGGAGCCUGAUGUUGAGCUGCCAGUGGCUCAAGAGGAUGAAACUGAAGAGGAGCACAGUAAAAUUUCAAAAAAAGAAACAACACUUGCUCUGGAUGAGAAGUCGGAGAAUUCUGAGGAAGCCCCUCUAAAUGAACCAGAGCCCAUCCAGGAAGUUGAAGCAGAGCCCCCACAAAGUGAAUCAGAGGCUGAGUCCAAGGUUGUUCCAGAUCUUGACCCUGAACCCCUCCCUGAACCACCCCCAGAGCCACAGUCUGUGCAUGAGGUCCAAGAAGCCACUUCAUCAAAUGAAACAGUAAGCAAGCAGCCACAAGCAAGAGCAGACGAAAACGGCCAAAUCAAAAAAACAGAAAAACCUGCUGAAAAGGAGGAAGAAGCUGAGGAUGGCUGCGGUGCUCCAGUCAGCUGUGAAUCAUUUAAAAACUGCCUGAUGCGCUUGCCUCACAACUCUGAAUGCUUGGGCAACAUCAACGCUUUCUUCAAGGAGAACGGCAUCUCCUUCCCCAAAUGUUCUUCCAUGCCUAGAUGCCCUACGCAGCUCUCAGAAGUCACAAAUUAUCCCAGAUUCCCAGCCGCACCGGACAAUACUUGGGGAGCAUUCGCAACCGCCUCAACAGCCUUAUGCCACAAGAUGCCUAAAAAACCAAGUCAACAACAGCAAAAACAAAAUAGCAAUGUGCAAGAUGUAGAACUUAACAAACUUGUGAGGCGAUCUCCCCUCACCCCUGCACACCCUUCUCCCCUACAGUCCCGCUCCCCAUCUCCCUCUUCACUUAAUGGCAGCAAUCUGGAGUUACCCAAUGUGCCCUCUUACUCUCGCCUGCCCCCAAUCGUCAGCUCGCCAUCCAAGCACCUCAAGUCCCGCCAGCUGUCAGGGCUCAGUAACCCCGCCUUCUUCAUUGAGGAUGACUCAGAUUGCUCCCCUCUCAAACCUGCAGAAAGCUCCAUCAGUCUCCGUCCUGCAGUGAAUGUGGAGGAUGUGGACUCGGAUCAUGAGCGAGCGGGACCAGGGCGUGCAGGGGGAGCCGAGGAGCCCAGUGCCCCAAACCUUCAAGACCCCAAACUCACAACACUCACAGUCCCAGUGACCCCGGCAGGAGGUCGCCAGAGCAAAGGGGAUAAAGAUGGAAAGCGUCGUAGGACUUUUGCCAGUCGAAUAAUGUUUUCUCAAAGUGAAGAUGAUGAAGAGGAGGGAAGCGUCCCUGUCAGAGCCUGGCCGAGUCAGUCCAGCCUGCACAGUGACGAUGUGUGAGAGCGGCCUACAUCUUCAGCUAGUCAGACCAGUACAGUGGUCAAUGAGCGUCUUCAGGAGCUGAUCAAAAUGUUCAAAGAGAGAACGGAGAAGGCCAAAGAGAAACUUAUAGACCCAGACAGCUCAGAUGAAGACAGUGUUGUCCAAUCUCCUCCUCAGGCCCCAACAUCAGUGCCCUCUGGUGUUCAACUGGAGAACAGCACCGAUGGAGCGCCCCCAGCAGGAGCAUCUGGAGAAGUACAAGAGAAUAUAGAAGCAGGAGAUGCAGAAUCUGGCUGCUGCAAGGUGAAAGUCCCUCGAUGGAUAAGAGCCUGUAUGCACUACCGCUUCCCCACCAGCAUCGACCCCUUCACCAACCUGAUGUAUGUGCUGUGGAUGUUCCUGGUGUCUUUGGCGUGGAACUGGAAUGUUUGGUUCAUCCCGGUGCGCUGGGCUUUUCCAUACCAGACUCCGGACAAUAUUUACUACUGGCUGCUGACCGAUUACAUAUGUGACCUCAUUUAUAUUUUGGACAUCACUGUUUUCCAACCACGCCUGCAGUUUGUUCGCGGAGGGGACAUUGUGUGUGACAAAACAGAGAUGAGGAAGAAUUAUAUGAAAACAAAGCGCUUCAAGUUGGAUGUGAUUAGUCUGUUACCGCUGGAGCUUUUCUAUUUUAAAACUGGAAUCAACCCUCUGCUUCGGUUGCCAAGGUUGCUAAAGAUCAACUCAUUUUUUGUAUUCAAUGAGCGCCUAGAGGCAAUUUUAACCAAAGCUUACAUCUAUAGGGUGAUUCGUACCACAACAUAUCUUCUUUACUGUCUCCACUGUAAUGCCUGUCUCUACUACUGGGGCUCAGAUUUCAAAGGACUUGGAUCAACUAUGUGGGUCUACAAUGGUGAAGGAAACAGUUACAUUCGCUGCUACUACUUUGCUGUAAAGACCUUGAUCACCAUUGGAGGUCUUCCAGAUCCCACCACCCUCUUUGAGAUUGUCUUCCAACUCAUUAACUACUUUGUUGGGGUUUUUGCAUUCUCUAUAAUGAUAGGGCAAAUGCGUGAUGUGGUUGGUGCAGCCACAGCUAGUCAGAUGUACUACCGCACUUGUAUGGACAACACAAUCAAAUACAUGUCAUCCUAUCGCAUCCCAAAGGAUGUUCAGAACCGAGUCAAAACCUGGUACAACUACACCUGGCAGUCACAGGGCAUGCUUGAUGAGCAGGAACUCCUGACUCAGUUGCCUGAUAAAAUGCGGAUGGAUAUUGCUAUAGAUGUGAACUACUCUAUUGUGAGCAAAGUUCCACUUUUUCAGGGGUGUGACAGACAGAUGAUCUUUGACAUGCUAAAAAGUCUGCGCUCUGUAGUCUACCUUCCAGGGGAUUAUGUUUGCAAAAAGGGAGAGGUGGGCCGAGAGAUGUACAUUAUAAAAGCAGGAGAAGUUCAAGUGGUUGGAGGACCUGAUGGAAAGACAGUGUUUGUUACUCUCAGAGCAGGGUCUGUCUUUGGAGAGAUCAGUUUGCUGGCAGUUGGCGGGGGAAACCGGCGCACAGCCAAUGUAAUUGCUCAUGGAUUUGCCAAUCUGUUUAUCCUGGACAAGAGAGAUCUCAAUGAAAUCCUGGUUCACUAUCCUGAAUCGAAGAAACUGCUUCGCAAAAAGGCCAGGAAGAUGCUUAACAAAGGCAAGAAACCUGAGCCUAAAGAAGAGGCCAAGGAGCACCCACAAGUCCCCACUGCUCCAGUUCGUGCUGAGACGCCCAAAUUAUUAAGAGCAGCUCUGGAGAUGACGGAGCGUUCCACUGGACUCAGAGGAGCUUUGGCUAAAGUGAAAGAAAAGACAAACAAGUCCAGCAUCUCAUUACAGCCAUCCAUAGCCUCCACCAACCCCACUCCAUCACCUGCCUUCAGCUCUGCUGUUGAUAGAGACAUAGACACACCAUCGCCCCUCUCUAGCAGCUCUGCUUCUCGUCUGGACAUGUCCUCUCUGCUGCCCCCUUCCCCUCAAAGUCAUCGAGACGGGCAGCACACGGAGCAGGAGGCAAAGGACAAGGAGGGAGGAGACAGGGAGGACUUUCAGUGAGGAAGAUGUCACAAUGUUUUUCCUCAUAUUAUGGUCAACUAAACCGUUUUACAAAGAUACUUUGUUCUGGGCGUACUGGGCAUUUUCCAAUCAAUUUUUAACA